Juglans microcarpa x Juglans regia is the source of this 736-nucleotide messenger RNA. RefSeq names its product MLO-like protein 8. The record is from RefSeq and is a predicted model, not a curated record. Bases 290 to 601 code for a protein of 103 amino acids. Gene Ontology annotation, biological process: defense response. NCBI's taxonomy places the organism in Eukaryota, Viridiplantae, Streptophyta, Magnoliopsida, Fagales, Juglandaceae. Gene Ontology annotation, cellular component: membrane. The transcript has 2 exons.
CCUUUGGGUUUAACCCGCUCUUAAUCCCACCCAACGCCAUGAUAGACUAGUUGGUGUUUAAUAUCUCCGCGUAUCUUCAAUUGGCAGCGACAACAGUAGUACUUCACCUCCAUUUGAAACCAUGACUAGUUGCUCCGCUUUCAUACCUUGUUUUAUGCUUUUGACUCUGACGAUGAACCAAUAAAGGCACCGUCUUUCUUCAAAAUGAUACCCCGAAACAUCCCUGUUUUAGUUUAUUAGUCACCUUGACACCCCCCCUCUCUCUGUGUCUGAAGCUCAAGCAAGAAGAAUGACCAUGUUUUUUCGGUGCCAUCAGUGCUUAUGUGUAUGGCUUCUGCUCAGAGGAGGAACGGCUAUGGCAGCAACCGAGAGCAGUGAUUCGCAGACUAGAGAGCUGGAUCAGACGCCCACAUGGGCUGUUGCCGGUGUCUCUGCUUUCAUCAUCAUCAUUUCCAUGCCUUGGAAAAGGUCAUUCACAAACUUGGAACGUGGUUUACAGAAAGGCAGAAGAACGCUAUGUUUGAAGCUCUGGAGAAGGUUAAAGCGGGUAAUUCAUUGUUACUUUGAUCUCAUGGAACCAAGAAACUCAUAUGAACUUUAAUCGAUUUUUUUCCCUUUAUUUCUCAUGUUUUCUGUUUUGCGGUGCUUGUGUGGAACCACAUAUUAUGGAUUCAUAUUUGACUUCUGAUGCAAUUAUUGCAGAAUUGAUGAUUCUAGGUUUCAUCUCCCUUCUCCU